This is a messenger RNA of Anopheles cruzii, 2523 nucleotides long. It is a transcript of the gene tos, whose product is annotated as exonuclease 1. The record is from RefSeq and is a predicted model, not a curated record. Lineage: Eukaryota; Metazoa; Arthropoda; Insecta; Diptera; Culicidae. The coding region runs from base 1 to 2523 and encodes 840 amino acids. Gene Ontology annotation, molecular function: DNA binding; 5'-3' DNA exonuclease activity; metal ion binding. Gene Ontology annotation, biological process: DNA recombination; mismatch repair. The transcript has a single exon. Gene Ontology annotation, cellular component: nucleus.
AUGGGAAUAACGGGUUUGUUGCCAUUUCUCGAGAAAGCCAGCAGCCCGUGUCAUUUGCGGGAUUUGCGUGGAAAGUGUGUGGCGAUCGAUAGUUACUGCUGGCUUCACCGCGGCGCUUUCGGCUGUGCCGAGCGCCUGGCAAGGGGCGAACAAACCGAUGCUCACGUUCAAUACUGUCUCAAGUACGUCCAGCUGCUGGUAUCGUACGGGAUCAAGCCGAUUCUAGUGUUCGAUGGCCGACAUUUGCCGGCGAAAGCGGCUACCGAGGCGAAGCGGCGUGAGGGGAGAGAAAAUGCCCGCAAACGAGGCGCCGAGCUUUUGCGCUUGGGGCGUAUCGACGAGGCGAGAAAGUUUCUUCGGCGAUGCGUAGAUAUCACGCAUGAAAUGGCGCUACAACUGAUUCGCGAGUGUCGGAAGCGUCAUGUGGAUUGUGUGGUCGCGCCGUACGAAGCGGACGCUCAGCUGGCGUACCUGAAUCGCAUUGACAUCGCCCAGUACGUGGUCACGGAGGAUUCCGACCUCGUGCUGUUUGGCUGUAAUCGGAUCAUUUUCAAGCUGGACCUAACUGGCCACGGGCGGUUAGUUGAGUCAAGUAAGCUGCACUUGGCGAUGGGCUGUCGCGAAGAUCGCUAUGAAUUCAGCAAGUUCCGUCAGAUGUGCAUUCUGUCCGGGUGUGACUACUUGGACUCCCUGCCUGGCAUUGGGCUAGCCAAGGCAUGCCGUUUCGUGUUGCGGACUGAAGAUCCCGACGUACGCCGAGCGUUGGCCAAAAUACCGGCGUACCUCAACAUGCGCCAGGUGGUGGUGAGUGAGGAGUAUAAGGAGCAGUUCCUGCGGGCAGAAGCUACCUUCAAACACAUGGUGGUGUACGAUCCGGUCGCACGCAGACAAACGCGUUUGAACGAUCCGGCGAAAGAAGGCACACCGGAGGAGUGUCUGCUGGAUGCUGGAGUGUUUUUGGACGAACAAACCGCCUUUAGUUUGGCGCUGGGAAACUUGGAUCCCUUUACACUGCGCACCCUCGACGCUUGGCAUCCGGACAAUGAUGGAAGUAAUGUGCCAAGAGAAACAGGCAGCGCCAAACGAACCCGCCAUCCAAGCAUUUGGAAAACCAAUCGAGGCGAAGAUCAAUUGGAUGCUGUUAGUCCCACAGGCGAGAGCCAGUCCGCACCAAAAGCGGCUUCGUUCGUUAAGCGGCCCCCGAUAAAUGCGGAUUUCGAGCAGCAAGGCACUAAAGACAGCAUUGAUGAUGUGUUGCAUGCAUAUGGUAUUGAUUCCCCUGCAGCACCUCCCUUGAAACGGCUUUGCCAGGCCGAUACACCGCAGCCACCGUCCAUCAGAUCGAUUGCAAUUGAGUACGAAGACGUGAAUGUGCUUGAAACGAUGACGUUUCUAGAGCAACCAGACACAUCACCAAGGCGUUCGCGGAACCCGUUCUUUGUGGCCACCCGCGGACCAACUCCGUGUCGGAGCUCACCGAAUGCGCUCCUUUCCCCAACCAAGCUAACACCCGAAAAUCGGUCGCUCCUACAAAAUAUUAGCCCUGUGAAGCGAACUGAAUAUUCUACAAAGCAACAGCCUCGGGAAAGCCAGCAGGAAAUCUCGACCACCGUGAGUAGCAGUAACACCACACGAUUAAGUCGCUUUAAGCGAACAAAUACGACGGCUACAUGCAGUUCCGGAACGGUGGGACGACAAAAGGUGAUCAGCAGAUUUUUCUGCACCCAAAUGACAACAACCCCAGAUAGGAAUGUUACUAGCAAGGUGGAUGAGGAAUUGGAAGCCUCACUGGAUGAGUCUCCAACGGCCAUAGUGCGGAAGAUUAAGGAUAAACGACACAGCCAACAAAUGAAGGUGGCGGAAAUGUACCUUCGCUCACCGGAAGCACGGUUGGCAGAACGCGGAGAUCGCACACCGGAGAAACGCUCACGGGAGCACCGCAAGAAGGAGAUGGGAGCAGCAGGGCCUUCCGGGGCGCUCGUACCGAUAGCAGGUAGUGAAAAAGAGGAUCUUUCUACUGGCACAGAAAGCGACAGUGGAAUGAGCUCAUCGCAGAAAGAAAAUGACGACAUCACUGACAAAGCGAGCGAGUCCGUGAAAGAUCCACCGAUUAGUCCUGAACCUAAAGCGAAAGUUGUACGUUUAGCGUUAUUCGAACGCCAGCCGACAAAGAAAAUGGAUCAAAAGAAGAAAAAUGAAACCGACAAAGAGACUGACGAUCUGGCCAUUGCGCUAGAUGAUGAUGAUGAUGAAAUGAACAUGCCGGAAACACGCACAGUGGCCAACGAUGCAUUUAGAAAAACAUUGAAGACUGAACACGUACAAAAUACGCAUAAAAAUGGUUCUACCACUUGUAAGCACCAAUCGAAUGGUGGAGGCCCAACGAUUGAAAAGAAACCCAAACCUCAAUCUGCCUGUCGUAAACCGGGAUUGUCCAAAGCCAACGGUAGACAAGCUUCCAAAAGCGAGGUGGGAUUAACCCAAAGUAGGCUGUCAAUGUUUGGCUUCCAGAAAAAGGUAUAA